AACUCUGCGUGCGGCAAAACGCCAUUUUUCAAUCAAUGCAGAAAAAUUUUUCUCAGUGGCGUGGCUUUAACUUAUGCUGUUUUAAAUAGUGAAAUUCAGUCAUAUUUUAGCGUUAAACUGUGUCAAUAGAUUCUUAAAAACAAACAUGGAUAGAGGAGGUUAUGGCGGUGCUAGUGGUGGAGGAGGUUACAAUAAUUUUUCUGUACCACCGCCGAAUUUCCAGCAGCAAAUGCAACCAAAAAGUGGCGGCUACAGCGAUCAAUCUUCCUACAACAAAGGAGGUUAUGAUUCAGGUAGCCGUGGCGGAGGUGGUGGAGGCGGCGGCGGUUGGCAAGACCGUGGAAGCGGCGGAGGCGGCGGUUAUGGAAAUGGAGGCGGCAGCAAGGACGGCUACAAUAAAGGCGGAUAUGGUGGAGGCGGCGGCGGCGGCGGUGGUGCUGGCGAAAUGGUUACUCAAGAAGACACCAUCUUUGUCUCUGGCAUGGAUCCCGCGACCGAUGAAAUGGCGAUUGAAACGCAUUUCGGCGCAAUAGGCAUAAUUAAGAAAGAUAAACGUACUAUGAAACCUAAAAUUUGGUUAUACAAACACAAAGAUACCGGCGUUUCAAAAGGUGAAGCUACUGUAACCUACGAUGAUACGAAUGCCGCACAAUCAGCCAUUGCUUGGUUUGAUGGCCGAGAUUUCAAUGGCUGUACGAUUAAAGUUUCGUUGGCACAACGUCAAAAUAACUGGAAAGGUCGCGGAGGCGGUAGUGGUGGCGGCGGUGGUGGUUUCGGUGGUCGUGGCGGUCCAGGUGGUGGCGGUGGACGUGGUGGAGGUGGUAGAUUUGAUCGCGGCGGCGGCGGAUCGGGUGGUGAUUACGAUUCCGGUCGUGGAGGUGGUGGAGAUCGUGGUGGCCGUGGUAGAAUGGGAGGUGGCGGCGGAGGUGGAGGUGGUGGUGGUAACGUACCACAACGCGAAGGUGAUUGGAAAUGUAGCAGUUGUAAUAAUACCAACUUUGCUUGGCGCAACGAGUGCAAUAGGUGUAAAGAACCUAAAAGUGAUGGUGAUAAUGAAGGCGGCAGUGGUGGUGGUGGCGGCUAUGGCGGAGGUGGCUAUGGCGGCGGCAGCGGUGGUGGUUACGGCGGUGACCGCGGUAGUGGUGGUGGCGGUUAUGGCAACAGCGAUCGUGGUGGCGGCGGUGGUGGUUAUGGCAACAGAGAUCGCGGAAAUGGCGGUGGUGGCGGUGGCGGCGGUGGUGGUGGUUUCAACCGCUUUGGAGGUGGUGGCGGCCGAGGAGGCGGCGGCGGCGGUGGCCGCGGAAUGGGUGGUGGUGGUCGCCGCGAUGGAGGCGGUGGUCCGGUUAGAAAUGACGGAGGCAAUCGGCCCAGACCUUAUUAACCGUUGUGCGAUUUUAAGUUAUAUAUAUGUAUUUAACUUUAAAAAAAUUUUUUAAGUAAAGCAGAUUUAUUGUAUUAAGAACGUAAUUAUUACUGCUAUCUAAAUAUCAACAGUUUGCAACAGAAGUAGAUAUGAAGAAACAAAAAUAACGACAUGUAUAUUACAAUGUAUCUUUUUUCAAAAUAAAAAACUUAAUUUUAAUUUAAUGACCAAAUAAAAA
Bactrocera tryoni is the source of this 1601-nucleotide messenger RNA. RefSeq names its product RNA-binding protein cabeza (gene caz). Gene Ontology annotation, biological process: regulation of DNA-templated transcription. The transcript has 7 exons. Gene Ontology annotation, molecular function: RNA binding; transcription coregulator activity. The record is from RefSeq and is a predicted model, not a curated record. Gene Ontology annotation, cellular component: nucleus. NCBI's taxonomy places the organism in Eukaryota, Metazoa, Arthropoda, Insecta, Diptera, Tephritidae. Bases 146 to 1381 code for a protein of 411 amino acids.